Molecule: messenger RNA, 315 nt
Organism: Ziziphus jujuba (common jujube)
Lineage: Eukaryota; Viridiplantae; Streptophyta; Magnoliopsida; Rosales; Rhamnaceae
Product: putative lipid-transfer protein DIR1
Exons: 1
Coding region: 1-315 (104 amino acids)
Biological process (GO): systemic acquired resistance
Molecular function (GO): fatty acid binding
Source: RefSeq, a predicted model, not a curated record
AUGGAAAUGGCAAACAAGAAGUUGGGUAUGGUUACCGCAUUGUUGUUGGGGAUAUUAGUGAUGGCCUUGGUGGCUAAUGGUGAGCAAAGCAUAUGCAACAUGAGCAAAGAGGGUUUCAAAUCAUGUGAGCCAUCCGUGACUGGUCAAAACCCUCCCCCACCCUCGGCCGCCUGUUGCUCGGCUCUUUCAAAGGCCGAUAUGCAAUGCCUCUGCCUCUUCAAGAACUCAAGGCUUCUGGGUCUGUAUGGUAUUGACCCCAAUGUUGCCAUGCAGCUCCCUGAUAAAUGCAAUCUUGGCCAGUCUUUCCAUUGUUAA